This is a messenger RNA of Acinonyx jubatus (cheetah), 5081 nucleotides long. It is a transcript of the gene SDCBP2, whose product is annotated as syndecan binding protein 2. The coding region runs from base 670 to 1518 and encodes 282 amino acids. Gene Ontology annotation, cellular component: plasma membrane; cytoplasm. Lineage: Eukaryota; Metazoa; Chordata; Mammalia; Carnivora; Felidae. Gene Ontology annotation, molecular function: protein binding. The record is from RefSeq and is a predicted model, not a curated record. The transcript has 9 exons.
AAAAAAACCCGAAAACCAAACACAAGAUCAGAAUCACAUUGAUUUUUCAAUAUCUUGCCAGUGUCUCAGGAACAUUUCCUUGCUGUCUUCCCUUAAAGGACAUUAACAGCUUUGUGAGCUUCUGAAAGCAUGGAUGUGUUUAACCAGACCCCAGGGAUGGGCAUUUGGGAUUUCUGGAUUUCCCUGUGAUAAGCAGUGUGGCGAUGGGACCUCAAUGCCUAGUUUAUUAUAACACAUUCCUAGAGGGGAAACGCUGGGUCACAACUCAUGGCCAUAUUUUAAGACCCCGGAUACCCAUCAAACCGUCCUCAUGUUCAGCAGGACGGGACGUCCAAUCCGAUUCCGAUUUCCUCAAGGCCCAGAAGUCUUGGUUCCUACCCCUCCCAACAGCAGCUGUGUGCCCCUGACCCCGCCUCCACAUCUGCACUAAGGCCCAAGUCGUGCUCUGGGCCUUGUGACCUGCCUGGUUCACAGGCUCACGGGGCUCUUACCUGGGUCCGCCCGGCUGAGUCAGCUGACAGGGGGGCGGAGCGGGCACCACCCUUCCCAGAGCCAGAACCUGGCUGGGACAAGGGCCACCACCCUCCAGGGAGGGGAACAGACUCUUGGCAGUAGCCGGAAAAGGACGUUUGGCAGCAUCUGGCCGGCAGAGUGUUCCAAGGAGCAGCCAUGUCCACGCUGUACCCAUCUCUGGAGGACCUAAAGAUGGACCAAGCCAUUCAGGCCCAGGCCAGAGCUGCGCCCAGGAUGCCCGCCCUGCCAGUCUCCCAGCCUUCAGUUUUGUACCCAAGCCUGGCGGAAUUGGAAAAUUAUAUGGGUCUUUCCCUCUCCAGCCAAGAAGUCCAGCAGAACCUGCUUCAGAUUCCAGAAGGUGCUAGUAUGGUGGGCUCUGGCCCCUUGCUGGGCCAGCUGGUGGCACCGGUGUCUGGGAACAGCCAAGGUACGCGGCGUGCAGAGAUCAAGCCUGGAAUGCGCGAGAUCCACCUGUGCAAGGACGAGUGUGGCAAGACGGGCCUGCGGCUAAGGGCCAUCGACCAGGGGCUCUUUGUGCAGCUGGUGAAGGCCAACAGCCCUGCGUCUCUUGUGGGGCUGCGCUUUGGAGAUCAGAUCCUGCAGAUUGACGGGUGUGACUGUGCCGGCUGGAGCACAGACAGAGCCCACCGGGUGUUGAAGAGGGCAUCGGCUGAGAAGAUCGUCAUGGCCGUUCGGGACAGGCCGUUCCAGCGGACCGUCACCAUGCACAAGGACAGCACGGGCCACGUUGGCUUCGUCAUCAAGAAGGGAAAGGUCGUCUCUGUGGUCAGAGGGAGCUCCGCAGCCCGCAACGGGCUCCUCACCAACCACUCCGUGUGCGAGGUGAACGGGCAGAACGUCAUCGGGCUGAAGGACAAAGAGGUCACAGAGAUUCUGGCCACGGCCGGGAGCGUUGUCACCUUGACCAUCAUCCCCACCGUGAUCUACGAGCACAUGGUCAAAAAUGGUGAGACCGCCGCUUUUUCAAGACACACUGUUCUCUGAGAGCCUGCCACCGUCACGUGCUGCCUGCGGGCCAAGGCAGGGGUGACUGGAGCCAGGGAGCGGUGCGGGGCUCUGGAGGAGGGGCACCGGCUUCGGAGCACCCCUGCUCAGCCUGUGUCUGCAUCUGCCGAGCAGGUACGAGAUCCACUUUGGGAGGGGCCGCAGGGGAGGGGACGGGGUGCAUUUACAGGCCCCGCCAAGUCUGACCCUGAGGCAGGCUGGGGGACGCCCGUCUGGAUCCUUCACCUGAGCCGGGAGGGGAGUGAUCCCAGCUGCCGCGACAGAUGCGUGGCUGCACUGAACCUGCACGCGGCUCUCUGCUUCCCUCCAGCUCAGAAAGGAUCUCUUUCUGCUCAGCUUUUCCCAGCAUGCACCCUGGGACUCCCAGGUUGGCAGGGACGGUUCGAGUCCCCUUCACCCCUCCUCAGAAAACAGACACGACAUAAAGAAAACAGGCCGAGGGUCUUGCUGCGUUUUCAUGCUUUAAUUCAGAGCUGUCUGCGGCAGGUACAACUCUGUCUGAACAGGACAAAGGAGACAAAGUGAAGACCCUCCCCACCUCCCCCCUUCCCGUGUCCCCUAAAUUCUCUGUCGAGGGGAUGGCCGAAUGGAAGAGUACGCCAUGACAUGUUUGCAUUGUCCCCCUAGGUCAGAGUGGGGGUCAUGAGUUCCCUGGGCUCAGGCCCUCAGUGGGCCCUGGUCCCAGAACUUUGUCAAUGCCUGCCCCUCCCCAGGGUGCUGUCAGUUCCCCGGUGCUAGUGACGACUGGGAAGGGUGUUCAGUGAAAAGCUUAAGUUAUCCCCUUGGGAGAUGCUCGGAAUAAACUCCGCCGGAGGCCAGCUCUCUGUGCAGAGUCCCAGCCCCAGCUCUGAUUCCUGCCUGAGCCUGGACCAGAAGAGCAGCAGGGAGGCCCAGGCCCGGGCCCUCCAACUAAGCUGAAGCCACUUCCGGCUACUGGGCUCUAAGGGACCAGCAGUUCCAGGAGGUGGUUCCUGGGAAAAUGUCCCUUAGGAUCCAAUCGGCUCCAGCUGGAGGCUGGGGAGAGGGGAGGCCCCCACGAUUUCUGCUCCAGAAGCCGAGGGCAGGAGGGGAAGGCCACAGCCCAGCAGGAGGAGGUAUUAAGCAAGAAGGAAAAGGGGAGCUUUGGAGGAGGAGCACUGUGCGGGCGGCCCGGGCCCCUGGCCUUGCCCUCCGGCCCCACGCUCUGUGCCCUGCGUCACCAGGGCUGGGAGCCCGAGCCGGCAGGCCGCUGUGCCUCCGGCGCCCGGAGCUGCACACGCAGCGCUGCCCCUCUUGCAUAGAUGCAGACACUGAGCACACACACGCACACACGGAGGGCCGGGCCCGGGCCCGGGCCGCCAGCCAGGGGGCCCCCCAGGGUCCGUCCCAGGGCCACCGCCUCCGUUGACGCGGAGAAGUAGUAAAGCCCCUCAGAGGCCCCAAAAGAGAAGACCCUCAACGCUGUGGGCGGGGCCCGGCAACCCGGAGCAGCAACAGAUGGGGGCAGCGGCCCCACUCACCUCAUGCGCCGCCCUUGGCGAGGGCCUUCUCCAGCAGCACAGAGCGGGCUCCGGCCCCAGCCCGGACCACGUCCACCAAAACACAAGACAGGACGGGAAGGCCACAGAUAGCAAGACACAGACGAGAGCAGAGGGGCUACGCGGCUCGACUAGAUUCCAGUGGUGAAAAAUAUAUAGAUUUUAUGUUGUCAAAUAUAGUCAUACAUUUAUUUUCUCGGCAAAGCUUUGACUGUUUCUAAGGAGACGCUACGCAGCUUCGUGAGUACACGGCACAGGAGGCUGGGUCCACGGCCAGUCCCGGCUUGGCUUUGGAUUGGGUUUGUCCACUGCCCCUCCAUGUCACGACCCCAGUGUCUGUGGGGCAGCCCCAGCCGGGCCCCAGGAGUUCAGGUGCGGCUUGGCUGGGGUAAGGGUGCUCCACAAAGGAUGGCUGGUCUGAGGCCCCCAACCGGUGGGGGGAGCUUUGGAGGCACAAAGCAUGUGGCAGAGGGGGCUGUCGCCCCCAUGGCUGGGCUGGCUGCCCACGUCCAGUGCAUGCAGGUGCCCCCCCCACCCCGCCCCCGAGUGGAGGGCGCAGAGAGGAAAGGCGGAGCCCAUAGGUCAGGCAACGGCUGUCGGAGCGGCUGGGGUGGGCAAGCAGCCUUGGCAGAGAACCAGAGGGGCCCCUGGACCGGAGGGAUGAGUAAGACACGGGGUCCCACCAACCCCUCCCAAAUGCGGGGCCCAACCUCUGAAGGAGGGGCGACCAGAUGGGUGUAAGCCCCACCAGGGAGAAGGAGCGGUUUACUUUGUAAAAUAACAGUGGUGGUAAAAGGUCAGCAGCUUUGCCGGGGGACCAGAUGUCCCAGGGAAGGAGGGGGGCAGGCCAGGGAAGCUCCCAGGCCAACUGGCCUCAGGCUGUGAGUGGGGAGGCUCAGGGCACCCCCGCUUGCCCCGCCCCAUCCCUGCCUGGGAGACAUCCCAGGGCACCCUGCUUUGGCCUGGACGAACAUCAUGGCUUCAGUAUCCCAUCUUGCCAUCCAUCCUGCUGGAAUUCCUUCCAGAGGCAGAUAGGUCUAAGUUUAGGAACCCUCGCCCUCGAAGGCAAACAGCCCCUCAGUGGAGACGCUGGGGUGCGUGAGAACCGAGCCCCAAAGUGAACAUAGUGCAAAGCAGAAGUUGGGCCUGAAGCCCCCAGAGCAAGUCGGGGUGAGCUCCAGGGGCGGUCGUGGCCUGUGGCUUCUCAAACCAGCUGAGGACUGCCCCCACGGUGGCGGGGCCUCAUCUCGGAAGGCUGGAGGAGCCCCCUGGAGCCGCCGGCCCCUGCCUCCUCCUCGCGUGCUGGCAGAGGCUCGGGACGGGAUGGGAGCCGGGCUCAGGUGCGCGCUCUGGGCCCCGGCGCUGGCCUGUCUGGCUCGGCUGUCGUGGGAGGAAUGAUCUGCGCCGAGAGGGGACCGGAUCCCGGGGAAGGUCUAGGACGAACAAACACAGAGAACCCACGCUGCGCUCUGCCACCUCCUGCCCGUCGCGGUCUUUCCUCCGGCCCGUGCCCACGGCCUGGAUGACGCUUCUGAAUCCCAGCGCCGGGAGCGGCCUGAAGACGCCAGACCCGGUGGCUGCAGACACGGCUCCGAGUCCUGGGCCAGCUGCCUGUACUCUGGGAGGUGGCUGCCUCCUCGUGAGGAGAUGAUGCUGGCCCAGGAGGCUGGACCCAGGGCAAGGGGCCUGAGAGAGAAGGCGUGGGCGGGAGGCCACCAGACAGGACGUGGGGGUGGGGGGCAGGGAGGCUCGGGCAUCUCAGGCCCGGCCUCCCCAGAUCAACACACCAGAGACCCUGUGGGCCGGGGCCGCCCCGCGGGAAGGUCCAGGAGGACAGGGCCGGGCCGGGGGGACCUCGCUACCUCCUCUGUCUGCAGUUCGUACAAUCGGCGUGCCUCCCUGCCUUCGGUCUCUCUUUCCUUGUCUCCCGUCAAAGUUUUGGGACGCCUUCCCCCCCACCCCGACUCUCAGCCCCUGACACGGUUCACAUCCUGAAAAAAAAACAAAAAAACAAAAAAAACAAAA